Colletotrichum lupini is the source of this 1860-nucleotide messenger RNA. RefSeq lists its product as uncharacterized. The transcript has 10 exons. The record is from RefSeq and is a predicted model, not a curated record. The coding region runs from base 1 to 1860 and encodes 619 amino acids. Lineage: Eukaryota; Fungi; Ascomycota; Sordariomycetes; Glomerellales; Glomerellaceae.
AUGUGGGCAGCAUUAACCACAUCCAUAUCUCGAUACCUGCUUCAGCAUGAGAAGAUCUACCUCCAUGUGACGCUGAAACCCCCAUUCAAUGUGACGUUCCUCAAAAUUGAGUUCUGGAAGACAGUGAGGCCUGCACAACAUGCGAAACUCCUCGCAGUCCAUCAUACCAUAAAUAACAUGAUCCUAGGCAAUACUAUCAUCGCAAGACUAGGCGCGCCCCACUUGGUCAUCACUCGGGAAAUCUGGUUCUAUUCGAGACGGCAGCCUGUCUCUCAACAACUUCCUUCGCUUCCAACACCACAGUCGUUCUUUUCUGAACUUCACCUCUUGGUAGGUGCUGCUCUCCUCCCCGGCCUCGCAUUGUCCUCUCCCGUCGGCAGCGUCGAUGCUCGAGGUGUCAAGGUCAUUUCGGCGCCCUUGGAAAAUAUCACGCCAACCAUCAUAGACCACGGUCCUCUUGAUCUCGAGGGCCUCGAGCGCCUCAAAGACUCCCUCACAAAGUCUAUCCGCCCGACGCAGACGCCGGAGCCGAACAGAGUCAAGCGCCAGGACGCUGCGUCGGGCACCGUUCCCAACUCUUUGACAGUCGCCACCAGCGAUGCCUUCGUUUCGGUCGAUGUCGGUGACAUCAAUCUUAUUGAUAGCAACUCUGCCAACUGUCACUCUGAGGAACUCAACGGGCCAUUUGAUUCUAUUCAGUUCUUCACUGGGUCUACCAACAUGCGCGCCAUCAACGCUACUAGCAGCAGUGGAAACGCAAGUUCAAUCACCAGCAAACUUGAAGGCUGGGCCGAUGCCGGCGUUUUCAAGUUCGAGAACGGCGACCGCAUCAAGGAAUUCUGGGUUCUCGAGAACCGUGGUUCCUUCCAUGGCUUCAACUUCACAACCACCAGCGGAAAGACUUACUCUGCCAUGGGCCAGGUCCUCCGCGACCCUCCUCCGAUGCAAAAGGUCCCCGUCGGAUCCGGCAUCCUCGGCCGUAUGCGCGUGCAGUACUGCAACAUCGGUCUGAUUGGCCAUCUCGGCUUCGACUUCCUCGACGAGCUUCAGUCCGUGUCCAUCAGCAACAUUGCUUACUCUGGCUUCACGGACAAGAUCAUGCCUUCCGGCCCCGGACAGACCAUGACUGUUGGAUCCCAGAUUGUCGACAACCGUAACUCCACCGCUGAGCAAAUCAUCACGAUCAUGACGAUGGAUGCCGUCACUAGGUCGCACACUCUCAGCGUUGCGAACCAGUGGAACGUGGGUGGCCGCGUUGCUGUCGAAGCUGAGGCCGGCAUCCCGCUCAUUGGAAAGAGUAAGGUUACGACUGAGUUCUCCUGGCAGGUGCAGAAGACCACCACCGAGGAAGACACCGAGGGAGAGAUCCUAACCAGGUCUGCCACCAUCAACCUCAAGUGCCCGCCCAAGAAGUACUGCGUAGGCUCCUCCUUCUUCACAAUGUUCAAGAUGAACGUCGAGGCCGAAGCUACAUUCCGCGCCAAGACCAAGUCAGGCAAGGACUUCUUCUGGAAGCAGAAGGGCAAGUACGAAGGCGCCGACUCUCUCGCCCUGCAGCUGCAGGUUGACGAGGCAGACGGCAUCAUCGGAAAGCGCGUUCCCAUCAUACCCAUUUUCCUUGAUUCAUCAAUCUUGAGCAAGCGGCAUUGUACUCUUUUGCUUUCUUCUUCUGCUUGUUGCUUGUAUACCGCGCUGGGAGCACCAUAUUCCCCCAAACUCGUGACUGAUCUGAGACGAGCAUACGAUAAGAUCCAUGAUUUCGAGGGUUUUGAGUCCGAAGGCCUCGACAAGUUUCGAGUGACUCAGCGCUUCUUUGACCACGAUUCAAUUCAGCAAUCCGAUCACCUCUUCUGGCUCUAG